CGAUCAAAUACUUACAUUUCUCUAACUGUUUCAGAAGAACGUCGAGCAGCGAGCGUGAGCGACGCGCUACCGGAGUCCAACGUGCUUCGGAAGGUCGCCUCGCUCACGCUAGACAAGCAUUCGGAGCCGCGCGUGCAGCGCCCCAACUUCGUGCCUGAGAAGCUCAACUUCCAGCUCUAUGAGAAGUUUGAAGGGCUUAUGCUCCUCAACUGGUUCAUAUCGUCCGUCGCGGAGAACAGUUACUUGAAAAAUCUCCUGACCGCACAAGAUUUGAAGAACCUUGGAACUCAAUACUGCACGCACCUGCUGGCCGCGGGGGUGCUACGCCAGAUUCCAGAUAAGGAUGCGCCCACUGAAAAUAUUUUUAAGCCUAAUUUAAUGUACUACUGGGCCCACAUGGAAACCCCCGUCUCUCAGCCAAUCACCCCUGGCCGCCUGCAUGUCUCCUGGCCAGACAAAGAUGUCUACAGCAUCACCCAAGAUCACAUCACAAACCUGCGCAAUGAAAAUCACAGAUUCAGCAACCAAAAUAACAAUGACGAAAUAGAUGAUAUCAGUGAAGCAAAAGCGGUCAUAGCGCAGCUCAGAAAUAGACUAAUAGAUUUAGAAUUACAAAUCGAGAAAUUAAAGUUAAGCGCUCAAAUUGAAACAAUCAACAAAAAUUUGGAGAAAUGUUUGAGUUUUCCCGACAAAUUAAGCAAAUCAGUUGACAAAGAGAUACAAACCUCAAUCGAAACACUUCCUGAACCUGUGAUAUCUUUACCUGCUAAUCAAUGUGUAAGAACAAGAGAUAGAUUAGAUUUAAGUACAGUAGCUUGUAAUACUGAACCUAUUAACAAUAUUCAAAGUGAAGGAUCUGAUAGUAUAGAAAAUUAUUGUAAGCUAAAUAAAAUACGAGAUUAUGAAGCACAUAAAGAACCUGACAAUGAAAGACUGGAUAAAUAUGAAGAAAAAUUCAAAGAGACCCCUGAAAAAGCUUUGACAGACUCUCUACACAGCAUAGGAAGCUCAGAAGCUUCGUUCUUUAGUAUUCAUAACAACGAUUUAAUUUCUAGUACACAUGAAUGUUCCUCCGAUAUAGUUAGGAAAGACAGUGAAUCAAAGGCUGCAAUAAACAUUCCAAUUACGGAAGUAUUAUAUAUAAAUAAUGAUAUUCAAGUUAAUACAAUGGCAUCAACAGAAACUAGCAAGUUAUCAUCAGAAAGCACAUGCAUUUCAUCUGAAAGUGUAACUACGAAACUACAAACUGACAAGAAAUCUAAAGAAACAUCGGAACCAAAUGACCUAAAGGCAGAGCCACCUGACAAAACUCAAAAUGUCUCGCCUGAGUCACAUGCUUCGAAACCAACAUCACCGGUGCCAUCAAAAGUAUCUCCUACAAUGGAUAUUUCCGUCUCUAAAGAACCAAUAGCAAGUAGAAUAAACACUCCUUCAAGCAUUCCUUCACCGGGGAUGGUUCCACCGCCUCCACCGAUGCCUGAUUUGGUUUCUAUGCCUCCACCAAUGCCAGAAACUUGCCCUUUACCCCCACCAAUGCCCGCUAUGGGACCACCCCCACCCCCACCAAUGCCUGGUAUGGGACCUCCGCCUCCUCCAAUGCCGGGUAUGGCGCCCCCACCCCCACCGAUGCCCGGUAUGGCGCCCCCACCCCCACCGAUGCCUGGAAUGGGGCCACCACCACCUCCAAUGCCCGGUAUGGGGCCUCCACCCCCACCAAUGCCCGGUAUGGGGCCACCACCCCCACCGAUGCCCGGUAUGGGGCCUCCACCCCCACCGAUGCCCGGUAUGGGGCCUCCACCCCCACCGAUGCCCGGUAUGGGGCCUCCACCCCGACCGAUGCCCGGUAUGGAGCCUCCACCCCCACCGAUGCCCGGUAUGGGGCCUCCACCCCCACCGAUGCCCGGUAUGGGGCCUCCACCCCCACCAAUGCCAGGUAUGGGGCCUCCACCCCCCCCGAUGCCCGGCAUGGGGCCCCCUCCGCCGCCGAUGCCCGGCAUGGGCCCCCCUCCGCCCCCGCUGCCGGGCGCGCCGCCCCCCCCGCCGGCCCCGGGCGCGGCGCCGCCGAGCGCGGGCCCGGCGCCGUUCCCCGCGCCGCCUGUAGGCGGCUGGACUAUGCAAAGAGCGACCUUAAGAAAGAUCCCCGUGAAGCCGGCGGCGCCGAUGAAGCCGCUGUACUGGACGCGCAUCCUGGCGCCGGCCGCGGCGCCGGCGGCCGGCGAGGCCCCGCAGGCCCUCAAGCCCCUCUGGCUCGAAAUCGAAGAGACCAACCUGGAUAACAUAGAUGAAUUCGCAGAUCUCUUCUCCAGACAAGUCGUCAAAGCGCCAGUCAAGAAGAAAGUUGAAGUGAAAACGAAAAUUCAGCCGGUUAAGAUAUUGGAGAGUAAGCGGUCGCAGAAUGUGGGGAUUUUGGCGCAGAGUCUGCAUGUCGAGUUUUCGGAGAUAGAGAAUGCUAUAUAUAAUUUUGAUACGUCCGUUGUCAGUUUGGAGGCGUUGCAGCAGAUUUACGAAAUGAGAGCGACCGACGAAGAGCUAUCCCAAAUUAAGCAACACCUGCAAACGAAACCAGACGUGCCACUGGACAAGCCCGAGGCGUUCCUGCACGACCUCAGCGGCAUCCCCAACUUCGCGGAGAGGAUCUCCUGCUUCAUGUUCCAGGCGGAGUUUGAAGAUGCGGUCAGCACUACUAUGCAUAAGUUGGACAACUUGAAGCAUACUUGUGAGUUCCUGAUGACGAGCGAGGCGCUAAAGAGGGUGUUCGCGAUAAUUCUGACGCUAGGCAAUUAUAUGAAUGGCGGCAACGGGCAACGUGGACAGGCCGACGGCUUCGGCCUUGAGAUACUCUCCAAACUUAAGGACGUCAAGUCGAAACGCUCAACAGUGACUUUGCUCCACUUCAUCGUGCGCACGUACAUGCGCGCGGCCGGCGUCGGGAGCCCGCUGCCGGUGCCCGAGCCGGGCGACGUGGCGCGCGCCGCGGCCAUAGACUUCGCCGACGUGGCCGGCUCCCUCGCCGGCCUCACGCGGCAGAUGGCCGCAUGCAAAGAUAAAACCAAGAAAGUUCUUGAUAAAACCGACGCACAACGGAGUCCUGAAGAGAACGAAACAAAACGCAUAGAUGUUUUCGAAGAAAAAAUGGGUACUUUCCUCACCGCCGCCGAGGAAAAAUUGAAAGCUGAGCAUGAAAAUCUUGAAGAAUGUCGGAGCAAAUUCUUUGCGACAGUCAGGUUUUAUCAGUAUACCCCCAAAGUUGGGAAGCUAGAGGACUGUGAGCCGAAGGAGUUCUUUUCGCUGUGGACGAGCUUCUGCAGCGAUUUUAAGGAUAUUUAUAAGAAGGAGGAGCAGAUUGCUAUUAAGGAAAAACUAAAAGAGGCCAAGAAGCAUCAAGAACAGCGAAAAUCUCAAUCUAUCGUGCAACCGAAGAGAGAAGGCGGGUUGAAAGCGCGACUACAGAAGCUAUCUAGCACCACUAGGAAGUAAACAAACUGACAGUUAUGGCAUUUAUUAAGUAUUUCGUUAUGUCGCUACGCGUCACUUUCGUUGGCGUAUUUAGGAAAGAGAUGUAAGUAGCGCAAUCCAAUAGGCGGAUCCACACAGAUCGAGCCGCCUCGCGAGGAAAUUGCCUCGCGAAUCAGCGCGAUAUGUGGGACGUGCCGCGCCCGAGGCAACGCGGCCGAGGCACGUCUACAGAGAGCGAGCUGUUCGCGCGGCAAUUUCCUCGCGAGGCAGUUCGUUCCGUGUGGACCAGCCUAAUAACAAAUCAUGAAGUGAUUUGCCGGGAUGAGGUCUACAAAAGUUUGCCAUUCUUGCCUAUAAUUAUUUAUAUACGAGAUUUAAUUAGCUUCGCGUAUGAGGGCUGUGAAAAUAAUCAUUAUACACUUAUUAGUCUCCCAUGAAACCUGUCUAAGGUCAAUAACUUCUCUCAGAAGCAGCAUUUCAGCUGCGUUUACAUGUAAAACGGCGUUGUCACGUUUAUUACGCCUGGUGUAACGAAAGUAGUAUCGGCACGUUCGAGGGCAUUAUCGGUACCUAUAAUAUUCUUAUUAGAAAAUAAAUAUUCGCCGACCCCCCAGAAACUUUUGUUAAAAAUCUACUUUUUCAGACUGGAGGAUUAAAAUUUUUGAUAUCGUCAUCAGGCCAACCAUAGAAAAAAUCUUAUUUUUAAUUUGAACCUUCCCAUAUAGUAAAUUGCCAAUGUAUCGUUUGAGAAAGCAAUAAAAUAAAUGAAAUGCUACUUUAUUUGGUUUGGCCGGCUCGUUAAUAUAAGCUGCAAAUGUUUGGUUUUAUAUUUGAAUAUAUGCUUAAACGCUACCCACCGAUGCUAUACUGGGUCGGUAGAGAAUAAAACAUUCAACUCUAAAUUUAAUACGCCAAGGUAGGUUUUUAUUUAGCUGGCAAAUUUUGACCCCUGGGAGUUAGAGGAGUAAAUGGUCUGUGAAUAAGGCUAUUAUAUACAUAAGAUGUAUGCAUACUAGAGACACAUGCCUAUCUUUUAUGUACAAAUAAUUUAAUACUUUCAGCAAAGAAAUAUAUAACUCCGUAUAAGAUAAAUAAAGUCAAAGAAAAAACUUGCCUCGCAAAAUCAAGAAAAAAAUACGCUCGAAUAGAUGGCGAUAUACCCUUAGCCUAUACUCGAGUAGAUGGCGAUACCGUUUGAUAUUUAAUACAUACGUGAAAGAACAUGGGCCAAAUAGCCAUAUGUCAAUCUAAGAGUUUUAGUCCUGUGUCGAAAAAUGGCAGUCAAUUUAGUAGUUUACAAAAUUUACUGUGACAAUACGCCUCUAUACUAUCAGAUAAGACGCUCUAAUAAAAACCCCACGAGUAUUAAAUUAUUUUCUUUUUUAA
This is a messenger RNA of Cydia pomonella (codling moth), 4842 nucleotides long. RefSeq names its product formin-2-like. Gene Ontology annotation, cellular component: cytoplasm; cytoskeleton. Gene Ontology annotation, molecular function: actin filament binding. Gene Ontology annotation, biological process: cortical actin cytoskeleton organization; actin filament network formation. The record is from RefSeq and is a predicted model, not a curated record. Lineage: Eukaryota; Metazoa; Arthropoda; Insecta; Lepidoptera; Tortricidae.